This is a messenger RNA of Argentina anserina (silverweed cinquefoil), 1129 nucleotides long. RefSeq lists its product as uncharacterized. Lineage: Eukaryota; Viridiplantae; Streptophyta; Magnoliopsida; Rosales; Rosaceae. The record is from RefSeq and is a predicted model, not a curated record. The coding region runs from base 48 to 914 and encodes 288 amino acids. The transcript has 9 exons.
AGACAGAGACUAGAACUAGUUAUGUAAAGAACCCAGUUUAGUUGUUGAUGCGAAGAUACGACAUGAAGAAGAACAGGUCAAAACCCAAAUGGGUUUCUCUGCUGCUCCUCUGCUUCUCUCUAUCUCUGCGGUUCACUACUGUUUCUCCUCAUUCUCUGCCAACGGAUCAGGAUUAUGAGGAAUUUGCAUCCAUAAGGACUUUUAGGGGAGAGGCAUCAGAUAUGCCCGAGGUACAUUGUUCAAGAGAAAGGAGUAAAGCAGCAUGGAAAGUAAUUGAGGAGUAUCUAAUGCCAUAUGUAGAGAAAGAGCGGUAUGAGAUGCCAAGAACAUGUAGGUUGCACCCUGAGAAUGAUCUAUACAGAGAUCAGGAACAACACAAAAUCCGUAUGGAUAUAUAUGAAUGGCAGUGUGGAUACUGUAAGAAAAGAUUUUAUGAGGAGAAGUUUCUUGACAAGCAUUUCGACAACAGGCAUCACAAUUUGCUGAAUGUGAGUCAUAGUAGGUGCUUAGCAGAUGUCUGCGGUGCGUUGCAUUGUGAUGUCGCAAUGGGUGCUGCUCCGCAUAAGACCAAGUGCAAUCCUACUGCUGCUGCACGCAAUAAACAUCUCUGUGAGGGUCUAGCGGAUAGUUGUUUUCCGGUGAAUCAGGGUCCUUCAGCGAACCGUCUACAUGAAUUCUUCUUACGCCAAUUCUGUGAUGCCCUCACGUGCACUGAACGCCAGAAACCAUUCUCUCAAGGACGCAGGAAGAAGCAGAAGAGUAUAUCAUACAUUGUUAUUUCCGUUCUGACGCUGAUGCUGCUGCUUCUUUACUAUACUUAUCUUUACAUCUACAGAAGUGGAAUUAGAAGGGGAACCCAAGAACUGAAACGGGUUUCACUCAUGCAAAGUGGAAGGAAGAAGAAGCCCUCUUAGUUGUAUUCUUCAUCGAAAAGAGUCUGCAGUAAAAGGCCAAUGCCUUGUUGUUCCAUAAAAUUUGUAUUUCACUUUCAAUUCAUUGCAGAUCUAUAGAAAGCACAAAUUUGUUAAUGAGAACGACUGAAAGUUGCUAGCUGAUUAGAGAACCUCUUUGUAAAAUUGGACCAUUCUUUCAUCAUAUGAUAUCAUAUCUCUCGAGUUUUUCGCAAGAA